AUGAAACUCACACCUGAGCUUCUGCUUUCUGCUCCAUCUUAUAUAAAUGCCAUUUCCGACCGUGAACUGUUACUGCGAGGAAAUAAUAUCCCAGUGAUUGAGAAUUUGGGCGUUACUAGGGAUCUUAAUGAAUCCAUUGAUCUUACUGACAAUAAUAUCACGGUUCUGGGAAACUUCCCACAAAUGACCCGGCUGAAAACCCUUCUCAUAUCACGAAAUCGAAUCAACAGCAUUAACUCAUCUUCUUUUGCAAAAUCAUUGCCUAACCUUGAGAUGCUGGUUCUUUCUAAUAACCAUCUAGCCAACUUAGCUGACCUUGUACCACUCUCUCAACUACCCAACUUGGCCUAUCUUUCACUUGUUGAUAAUCCAGUGACUUACAAGGACUAUUAUCGCUUAUGGGUUAUCUGGCAAAACCCUCAUAUACGUGUAUUAGAUUUUCAAAAAGUCAAAGAUGCCGAGCGAGUGCGUGCAAAGGAGCUCUUUGGCACUUCUCCUGAUCAGCCUACAGAACUUGCUGCACAGAUUUUAGGUAGUGCACGGACGCGUACUUUCAAUGUUGAUGCAGAUGGGUCUGUUCCAGGUGCAACUACAACUACUACUACCCGCAAAGAGAUGACUGAAAAAGAAAAGGACGCGUUACGCCAACAGCUUAAGAGUGCAACCAGUCUGGCAGAGAUUAGUAGAAUAGAGCAGUCUCUAAAAAGUGGAUACUAUUAA
Messenger RNA from Magnusiomyces paraingens, 720 nucleotides. RefSeq lists its product as uncharacterized. The record is from RefSeq and is a predicted model, not a curated record. Gene Ontology annotation, cellular component: U2 snRNP. The transcript is spliced from 2 exons. The coding region runs from base 1 to 720 and encodes 239 amino acids. Gene Ontology annotation, molecular function: protein binding; U2 snRNA binding. Gene Ontology annotation, biological process: mRNA splicing, via spliceosome. NCBI's taxonomy places the organism in Eukaryota, Fungi, Ascomycota, Dipodascomycetes, Dipodascales, Dipodascaceae.